AGGCUGUGGUGCCGCUUCCGCUGCGUCCCGGAAGUGACGGCGCGGGCGGGGCUGGGGCGGUUCCUGGGCGUCGGGAGCGGAGGAUGCGCCAGCGGGGGCGAUUGGGCGGCCGGGGGCGGCCCGGGUGAUCUGGGAGCGGGCGGGCGCCAUGCUGAGCCGUAGCUCGUUCACCAGCCUGGUGGUGGGGGUGUUCGCCGUGUACGUAGCGCACACGUGCUGGGUGAUGUACGGCAUCGUGUACACGCGGCCCUGCCCCGCGGCGGCGGGCGGCGGCGCGGCCGGCUGUGUCUGGCCGUACCUGGCGCGGCGGCCCAAGCUGCAGUUAAGUGUGUAUACUACCACAAGGUCAAACAUUGGUGCUGAGAAUAAUAUAGAUCUGGUUUUGAAUGUGGAAGAUUUUGACAUCGAAUCCAAAUUUGAAAGGACAGUCAAUGUCUCUGUACCAAAGAAAACCCGAAAUAAUGGAACACUAUAUGCAUAUAUAUUUCUUCACCAUGCUGGCAUUUUGCCAUGGCACGAUGGUAAACAGGUGCACAUAGUAAGUCCUCUGACUACAUAUAUGGUUCCUAAACCAGAAGAGAUUAAUUUGCUCACUGGAGAAUCAGACACACAGCAAAUUGAAGCAGAAAAACAGACCAAUGCUUUAGAUGAACCUGUCUCACAUUGGAGGUCAAGGUUAACCUUAAAUGUCAUGGUGGAAGAUUUUGUCUUCGAUGGCUCAUCCCUCCCUGCUGAUGUUCACCGUUAUAUGAAGAUGGUUCAGUUGGGGAAGACAGUGCAUUACCUUCCAAUAUUAUUUAUUGAUCAGCUAAGCAACAGAGUGAAAGAUUUGAUGGUUAUAAAUCGUUCAACCACAGAGCUACCUCUUACAGUGUCAUAUGAUAAAAUAUCUCUUGGAAAACUCCGAUUUUGGAUCCACAUGCAGGAUGCUGUGUACUCCCUCCAACAGUUUGGGUUUUCAGAAAAGGAUGCAGAUGAAGUAAAAGGAAUUUUUGUGGAUACUAACCUGUAUUUUCUGGCUCUGACAUUCUUUGUAGCAGCAUUCCAUCUCCUUUUUGAUUUCCUUGCAUUCAAAAAUGACAUCAGUUUCUGGAAGAAAAAAAGGAACAUGAUUGGGAUGUCUACAAAAGCAGUCCUUUGGCGGUGCUUUAGUACUGUGGUAAUAUUUCUUUUCCUUUUGGAUGAACAAACAAGUUUAUUGGUACUGAUUCCAGCAGGCAUUGGUGCAGUGAUUGAGCUCUGGAAAGUGAAGAAAGCUUUGAAAAUGACAAUCAAAUGGCAAGGCAUAAGACCCAAAAUUCAGUUUGGUACGUACAAUGACUCUGAAAAGAAAACUGAAGAAUAUGAUACCCAGGCUAUGAAAUAUUUGUCAUAUUUGCUAUAUCCACUCUGUAUUGGAGGUGCAGGUUAUUCCUUGCUGAAUGUCAAGUACAAAAGCUGGUACUCCUGGUUGAUUAACAGCUUUGUCAAUGGAGUGUAUGCUUUUGGAUUCCUAUUUAUGCUGCCCCAGCUGUUUGUAAACUACAAGAUGAAAUCUGUUGCACACUUACCGUGGAAGGCUUUCACAUAUAAAGCAUUCAACACCUUUAUUGAUGAUAUCUUUGCUUUUAUCAUCACUAUGCCAACAUCUCAUAGGCUGGCAUGCUUUAGAGAUGAUGUUGUGUUCCUGGUCUAUCUUUACCAAAGAUGGCUUUAUCCUGUGGAUAAGAGCAGAGUGAAUGAGUAUGGAGAAUCUUAUGAAGAAAAGCCAAUAAAAAAAACUCAUAGAGAAUAAUUAAGAAUUGAAGAAGAAUCUGACCCGUGGACUCUUAUUGGUUACAUGUAUUAUCUGGUCUUAAGAAAAAACUUAUUUAAUAAGAGUAUUUUUAAAGCUUAUGAAAGAACUACAUGGACAAUACAUCUUCUAUAUUGCCAAAAUCUAGUUUUGAUAUCCUCCUAUUUCAAGAUUCCUUUUUGUCCUCACGAGGUCAACAAUCUGCCAGAUGUCAUUCAGUAUCCUUCUGCAUUUAAACUUCUCUUCAGUGAAAACCUUAAGUGUCCUCAUCAUUGUAAUUGAUAUCCAAAUCUAUGUUUUUAAGACAACUCAGUAACUGUAAGUGUGGUGCCUGUGCCACUAGGCUAUGAAAAGUGAAAAAAUAACCCAGUGUGUUACAGCAGAAUGAAGCAUCACUGCCAAACUGGAGGCUGUCAAAAUUAAAAUGUAUAGUUAUUGGACUAUACACUAACUACAAGUUGAUAAUGGAAAUUCUAGAAAUCAUGAUUAAAAUUGUACGUGGGCAUUUAAGUUCAUAGCUUAAAAUAAAUUUGGUUUGGAAUAAGUAAUGAGACAGACGGGGCUGGUAAAAUUCAAAUCUUGGGCAUGGUCUUAGCCCACAACAUGGCAGAGGAUUUCUGUUGUCUUAAACUGAAUGAAGAUGUGAAAAAACUGUAACAUGAUUUCUUUUAGUAUGUAUCUAAGUUUAUAUAAAUCAUUCUGUAUUGUUAACAAAUCUUCUGAUUUCUUGUCAUAGCAGGUAUUCAUAUAAUGCAAAUCAUUGUGAUGUGCUAAGAAUGUCUCUUAACACAUCUGAAAUUCUUCACAAUGUGGUACCCAAUGACCUAAUAGGCCAAUUUUCUUACCUUUCAAAGGGAACAAUUCCUUGGUCUUUCCCUUCUCCCUCCCAUCCCAGUUCUGUUUAUAAGACAAAACAUAUAUCAUUCAAAUGGAAUGAUUUUGCUUAAAUACAAUACAGGCUCAACAAAUUGCCUAAAAACAGGAAAAAAACCCCCAACCUGUUUAAGAACAGAUACAGUUCACUUUUAAACAUUCUAAAAUCUAUAUUCCAUGGAAGUUUAUGAAGGUGGGUAUGUUGAUCUGUUUCUCACCAUCAAAUCAGCAAAAAUAAUCAGGUUGAAAUUCAAUUGUUAUACCAAAAUUCAAACUGCACAGGUGUAUUUAAAAACUCUAGCUCUGUGUUUCUUAGUGACAGUAAAUGAAAUAUAUAGAGCAUGACUUUUAGCAGCAAAUAAAAAUGCUUAAUUCCAAAAACCAAAAUGGGAUAACUAAUUCUAGUUUCUUUGUGGUCAGUGACUUUAUACAGAUUAACCCUAAGAAUUCUUAAGUUUCUUUCCAAAUAACUGCCAACCAAAAGGUUUUUAUUAAAUUGUACCCUGUUUGUGCAAGGCUAUUUAACUUCAACAUGCUACUGAUCUGAAACAUAAAUUGAAUAACUUCACAGAACACAGAUCUUCUACUGUGGUCUGUUACUACUUUAUGAAAUAGACUUUAUCCAAUCCUAAUAUUGCAGAAGUCUAAAGGCAUACUUGGGUUCUGAAGAGAUACAGAAAUGUGCUGAACUUCUUCUGUCAUGGACUAUAGUCUUUCUUUACUGAAGUCCUUAUACGCUGCUGAGAGUGUAAAGGAGUCUUGAGGUGCAUAUUUAACUCAUUUUCAUGUUAAGCUCUUUACAUUGUUAGUGGUAAAUAAGGAAGACCGUAGAUCUGUUGAUUUUUUUAUCAUUAGACAUGCAUAAGUGUACGAAAAUGGGGUUGUAUUUGCUAUACCGUGUACCUGUUUUGGAUUUGUUUGGAAGGAGCUCUUUGCUGUGAAGCAAAUUAAUUUGGGACUCUUAUUUCAUAAUAGUAGUUAAAUGUUUGAAAAUUUUAUCCUGAUAUAAAUAAUACAAAAAGGCAGUGCAUCCCUUUUUGUGCCAUUUGAAAGCAAUCAAUUCAUUGAUUCUUCUAGAAUGGCUUUUGAAAGUCCAGAAUACCAUAUUCAGGUAUUUAUAACAUUUCAGCAUUCAUUUUUGUAUGUAGCUUGUUGAAAAAUCACUCUUGCACCUUUACAUACUGUGAAUUUAUUGCUCUUCUGUCUUGCAUUUCUGAUGGCAAUGACCUCAUAAUAUCCCACAUAGUAGUCAUAAAGAGUAUAAAAUUAGAGCAUUUGAAGUCUUUAAAAUGAACCAGACUUUCCUGUUCAGUUCAUUGUUUUAUGCAUUCCACUUCCAAAUAAAGCACUUGCAUAUGGGGCAGAGUUAUUUUCUGUUGUUGGAAGAUGAUGAUGAACUAUAUAAGUAGUAUAACUUUGGAGAUAUUAAAUGUUUCAACUUUC
Dromaius novaehollandiae (emu) is the source of this 4090-nucleotide messenger RNA. RefSeq names its product CLPTM1 like (gene CLPTM1L). Bases 149 to 1774 code for a protein of 541 amino acids. The record is from RefSeq and is a predicted model, not a curated record. The transcript has 17 exons. Gene Ontology annotation, cellular component: endomembrane system; membrane. Lineage: Eukaryota; Metazoa; Chordata; Aves; Casuariiformes; Dromaiidae.